AUGCGGGCUGGAGGCUGGGCGAGAGAGAGUCGCUUCCCCUGGCGACAGGGUGACUCGGCCGAGCGCGGCUGGGUGGAAACGAGCGCUCAUUCGCAAGGCAGUUCCCAGCCAGAAGACGAGGCCGGCGAUUGGCGCGCCGAGCGAGACCAGAGCCUGUUGUUGCUAAGCAACGCCCUCCCAUGCGACCGGCCAUUAGCGACAACGCUCCUGCAAUCCGGAGAGAGACUCACAGAACAUCCUGGAAGUGUGGUCCUUGUGACAUGUGCAGUGCCAGCACGCGUGGUGAUCAGUGAUUCUGUGGCAUGUGUGCUCGCUUGUGUGCCUGACACACUCAAAAUUCUGACCGAAGCGACCAAAGCGCCCCCGAGGGCUGUCGCCCUGGCGUCCUUUUUGGGGGACUCCUACGCCCUGGGUGCCAGAGCCCCACCCGCAAAGGACCUCCUCGCAUUCGGAUCAGUGCUGCAGCAUACACAACACAACAUAGGUCGCGCCGAGCCUCCCGUGGGGGUGGGAGACCCCUGUGCGGGCUGCAACAAGCCCAUCCUGGACAAAUUCCUGCUGAACGUGCUGGAGCGCGGCUGGCACGCCUCGUGCGUGCGCUGCUGCGAAUGCAAUCAUCUCCUCACGGACAAGUGCUUCAGUCGCGAGGCGAAGCUGUACUGCAAAAAUGACUUCUUCCGGCGUUACGGCACGAAGUGCAGCGGAUGCGGCCAGGGCAUCAUCCCAUCGGAGCUGGUGAGGCGCCAGCGGGACAAGGUGUUCCAUCUCAACUGCUUCACGUGCUGCGUGUGCAGGAAGCAGCUGAGCACGGGCGAGCAUCUGUACGUGCUGGACGACAACAGGUUCAUGUGCAAGGAUGACUACUCGCAGAUGAAGGCGGCCGGUCCGGCGGCGCUCACGGAUUCUCUGAUGGGCUCAGGCUCUGAGGACGAGGACGACGAGGAGACGCACUUGCGGGGGCCGCCAAUGGGCCUGGGUCCUCUGGGCCCCAAUGGGCCAGACUCAGCCGGACCGCUGGGCACGUCAGAUCUCUCAGUACAAAGCAUCAGUACGGACAGCAAAACCGGCCACGAUGACUCGGAUCAGGGUUCUCUGGACGGCGAUCCUGAUGGCCGUGGAGACUCGCAGGCGGAGAACAAGAGUCCGGACGAUGGCGGCAGUGGUUCAAAGCGUCGCGGUCCGCGGACGACGAUCAAGGCGAAGCAGCUGGAGAUCCUGAAGACGGCAUUUAGUCAAACACCAAAACCCACCAGGCACAUUCGAGAGCAGCUCGCCAAGGAGACCGGACUGCCCAUGAGAGUGAUUCAGGUCUGGUUCCAGAACAAGCGGUCCAAGGAGAGACGCCUGAAGCAGCUGACGAGCAUGGGCAGAGGUCCUUUCUUCGGCGGAGCCCGCAAGAUGCGCGGCUUCCCCAUGAACUUGUCACCUGGCGGUCUCGAUGAUGUCCCACCGAAUUUCCCUUACUUCGCCGGCGACGGAAAGUUCGAGUUCGGCUACGGCGGGCCUCCGUUCCAUCCGCACGACGGACCCUUCUUCCCCGGACACCCAGGACCAGGACCCAUGCCAUUCAAUGCGCCAGGCGGUCCAAUGGAUCACGCCGGACCGAUUCCGAUGGUGUCUGAGUUCGGCGGCAUGACGCCGGAUUCGGGCUUCAUGGGGCAACCCACGGGCCCGCCGGGCGGGAAUGGCGGCGCCGGCGGCCCGGGCGGCGGUCCGGGCGGCGGCGCGGGAGCCGGUGACAUGCUGGGCGGACCGCGUGGCGGCUCGCCCGAGUUCCUGAGCGCCGGCAACUUCUCAGAGCCGCAGAACAUGCAGAACGAGCAGCUGGUGUGGUAAAAUGAGGCGUCCCGCCGCCUCCUGAUCUCCAUGAUCGCCUGGGCGGGCGUGAGUGACUGUGGGAGGUUCGGCGAGUGAGUGAAUUCCAUAAUGUGGGUGGACAGUGAAGUGGACAAACUGUGGCGAGAGACGCUUGAUGAAAUUCCCCAGAAACACUGCAUUUGUGCUGAGAAUUCACAAUAUUAAAAGAAAAAAAAACCCAUAAAUUGCAAUUGUAUUUGAUGAGAAUUCAGUGAAUUAAGGGCUGGUUGGUGAGGAUAGUUCAUUAGACAUUAGGUGUAAAAUAACUGUGUAAAUAGUGUAAGAGACUCUUCUCAAGUAGAGAAUAUCAUCGUCUCCUUAUAAUAGAUAAAUCUUCAAGUGAAUAUUGAAUCUAACUUAGCUCAUGAGAUGACAGUUUAUUUCUUUUUUUUGAUUUGAAGAUUUGUGAACGAGGAAGACAUGUAAAAAGGAACCUUUAAUUUUUAAGUAGAGAUGGAGUAUAAAAAAAGAGAGGCAAAUCUCACAAGAUUUCUGAUAAAUUGUCACAGAGAAGCAGAAUUCUGCUAAACAUUUAUAGACUUAAGAAUGGAAAUAAGAAAAAAAUCAUUUAAUCUACUGCAUUUUCUCCCUGUUAACCUUUAAGAGAAUGUAAAUCACAAGAAAAAAAAAACCAUGCAAAAGCUCAUAAAUUGAUGGAAAAAUAGUCUAAGAGACACACAAACACACACACUCUAUAUAUAUAAAAUGAAUCUGAUAGUCGAGAUGAGAAAAGAAAUCACACAGAAGGAAACAUAAUGUGAAAAUAAAAGAGAAAAUUGA
Molecule: messenger RNA, 2637 nt
Organism: Phlebotomus argentipes
Lineage: Eukaryota; Metazoa; Arthropoda; Insecta; Diptera; Psychodidae
Gene: Lim1
Product: LIM/homeobox protein Lhx1
Exons: 9
Coding region: 1-1836 (611 amino acids)
Biological process (GO): neuron differentiation; regulation of transcription by RNA polymerase II
Cellular component (GO): nucleus
Molecular function (GO): RNA polymerase II transcription regulatory region sequence-specific DNA binding; DNA-binding transcription factor activity, RNA polymerase II-specific
Source: RefSeq, a predicted model, not a curated record